This is a messenger RNA of Malaya genurostris, 1943 nucleotides long. RefSeq lists its product as uncharacterized. Bases 163 to 1878 code for a protein of 571 amino acids. NCBI's taxonomy places the organism in Eukaryota, Metazoa, Arthropoda, Insecta, Diptera, Culicidae. Gene Ontology annotation, molecular function: nucleic acid binding; zinc ion binding. The transcript has 4 exons. The record is from RefSeq and is a predicted model, not a curated record.
AUGACCUGGCAUCCUUGACUCUGAGUACUGAAAUGAGAUGAUGUCUUUGGAUGUAGUGAGUAUUGAUUUUUGAAAGUUUGUGAGGAUUUUGCUAGUUAGCAAAAAUUAAAAGUAUUCUGGACUUUGAUAUACCGUUCUAUUAUCGAAGAUAACAAUUGAGUGAUGGAACCACCUAAGGAACCAACUAAGCCCGGCCUGGAAACUGAUGAAGCACUUGCAGCUUCUGCAGCUAAUGCCGUAGAGCAGUGGCGAACGUAUCAAAAUGCAUAUGAUCUGUAUCGGCAGCAAUAUACUGCAUAUGAAGAGUACAUGCGAAAACAAGCAAGUCUUACCAGUAACGAGGAUCAGCAGGCAGCCUACAAUCAAUAUCUAGAAGCACAUCAUAGUUAUCAAAGGCAACUUGAAUACUAUGAGCAUCAAAAAAUGUAUCAAGAAUAUUAUGCUACAACAGGUGAAGUACCUCCUGCGGCUGCAUAUUAUCCAACUACAACCACAAUGCUUCCUUCAUCGAUGGCGGUUCCUCCGCCGGUAGUAGUAAAUACACCGCUCGCAAAUGUUGAUCCUUUUUACAACAGAGGAAACGAACACUAUAGGGAUCCGUCUACAAUAAAACAUAGAUCGGAGGCUUCUGUUAAGCGUUCUAAAGUUUAUACGACAACUAAUUUUUAUGCAAAUCCCGACGACGAGGAGUUGUUUCCAGUAGAUUUGAAGAAACUUUUUGAACCAUUGAAUUGUGGUUUGUGCAAGAGCAAAAUGAAUUCCCACAUCUCGGCGAAUGUACACUAUCAGUCGAAGGUACACGAGAAAAAAAUUGUCCAAUGGUUAACCGAUUACUGCGAACGUACUGGAACUCCCAUGCCCCAUCGGACAAAGCGUAGACCGGUGCAGGUAGAACCAGUGGGGCCCAAUUCACUGCGCUGUGAAGCUUGUGACCUUCCGCUUACAUCGAUUCAGCAUGCUAAUCAGCACUACACGGGAAAACGGCAUCAGAUGGUGGCUCGUGGUAAAAAAAUGCCCGCUGGAAGGGGUUACUACAACAAAGAAGGUGUUUGGACAAGACUUUUGACUGCUUCGGACGAUUCGCCGGAACGCUUUGGAAUUGGACAAUCCUUCGCUAAACAGAAAGCACGAUAUACGGCAAAGGAUGCUAAAAAGAUGCGUCUAGAACCACCACCGUCUCCUCCACCAGUCGUGAAAGAGAUCGUCGGAGAAGCAUUGGAUGGAUUAACGACUGGCACAACCCUGACGGCUGGUUUAGUACAGCCGGAAUCCUCUGUAUAUGUAUCAUCUACAACUUCCGCAUAUGCUCCUACAGUGACACCAAAUUAUGCACAACCUUCCCUGAUCACAGCUGGCUACGAUAACCAAUUAACGGCUCAAGCCUAUAGGAAACACUUUGUUCCGGCCAGUGUUGCUCCGGUUCAUACAACUGUGGACAGUGAAAUACUAAAGAAGGAAAGCGCCGAUUGCGUUGAUGAAACCGGUGUGUUUUGUAAAGUCUGUCAAAUUGCCGUAACAUCUGCUACGGUCAUGGAGACCCAUUUGAAAGGUGUUAAGCAUUUGAAGAAAUUGAAAUCUGUAGGACGUAUGAUUCCUGCAAGUCAGAAUGGCGACUCAAUCGAAAGCAUUCUUUCGACGUUGAAUAAGCCUCCACAACUGAAUGAUUGGUCGCUGUAUCGAAUGCCGUCGGGAAAAUACUAUUGCAAAUCUUGCAACUCUAUCUUGGCAGAUGAGAAACUUUUUUCUCAACAUUGGUACAGUAAAAAGCACAAACUUAAAGUCAGGCAGGAAAUGGAAGAACUGUCGGGAAAAACAGAACCGAAACCGUUUUAUAACAAGCGUCCUUACGGGAAGGGCCGAUUCGUCAACAGUCAGUAAAUGUAAUACUCUUGCGAUGAUGACUAAUUAUACUCCUGAAUUCAUGAUUUCAAAUUUUUCAACAA